AUGCAUAAGGUUCUGGUUCCUAUAUCCAGCGUUUCCUUAGCCUGUAAAACCCGAGGGGAUACGUCUGCCUCUGGUGUUGUCUGCGAAAUGACUGCACAAAACGUCUUUGCUUUGAUGUGGUGGCCUUAUGUUAUCCGGAGAAUUGGAGAAAUGUCAAAGAGGGAGGAUCCUAGGCGAGUCCCAGCAUCAUUUUUAUUUCGCAACACUAACUCUUUUUUAAGAACCCGAAAUCGUAAAACUCACAAGAAUUCCCUAAACAGAAGUAAAACUGCGUCUGCAUCAGAACUUUCUCAGCAAUUGCGGGACGCUUUGGAGUUAUUGCGUCUAGCUCCUGAUCAACAGUUGAAUUUCGCAGGAGCAUUCGAAAGAUGUGCAAGAUGGGUGUAUAGAAGGAGGAAUUAA
Molecule: messenger RNA, 402 nt
Organism: Funneliformis caledonium
Lineage: Eukaryota; Fungi; Glomeromycota; Glomeromycetes; Glomerales; Glomeraceae
Source: the annotation of a GenBank genome assembly